AUUAGAAGCCAGAGAAUCCAUGAAGGGAACAAAGCAGCGAGUGUACUGUGGUGGUGAAGCCCUCUGUUGUUUUUAACCUCCUCCUUCUCCUCCUCCUCCUCUUCUUCAUCCCUCCUCCCAUCUCUGCUGCCUCCUCUUCUUCCCUCCACUCAUCCACACCCGCCUCGCUUCAUUCCGCCGCAUGUCCCCGCACCUUCCACCGCAUCUACUCAUCACACCGGCCCGUGUAGCAGCUCCGGACACGCGGCUGUGAGCUGACCGGCAGAGGGGUCGUCUCUCCCGGGUAUCAUCGCUCCUCUCCUUCACCGUCAGGCUUGCUCUUUGAACAUCAUCUCCCCUCCCUUACAGACACACACUUACCAUGCAGGAGGUGUAACCCUCCUCCCUCUUCUUCCUUGCGUGCCAUCGGAGGAAACCCAAAACAGGAAAUAAAAAAAGAGACACUACGUGUAGUGAAUCAAGAUGUCAGACCCUGUCCCCUCCACCACGGUGGACCCCCCACUGCCACUCGCCUCACCGCGCACCCCCCUGCAGCUCUCCUUCCCUUUUCUGAGGGAGGGCAGCCGGGUAUGGGAGAGGGAAAGGAAACCGCCACAGCCUAGAGAGCUGCCCAGCCCACUGCCCACCAAACGCACCCGCACAUACUCAGCGACAGUGCGAGCCAAAUCAGGUCCAGUAUUUAAAGGGGUGUGUAAAAACUUCUCCAGGUCUCAGGGUCAUGGAUUCAUUCAUCCUUCUCAUGGAGCAGAGGACAUCUUUGUCCACAUCUCUGACAUCGAAGGAGAGUACGUGCCUAUGGAGGGCGACGAGGUCACAUACAAGGUGUGUCCCAUCCCUCCAAAGAACCAUAAGAUCCAGGCUGUGGACGUGGUGAUCACCCACCUGAAUCCAGGCACCAAGCACGAGACCUGGUCUGGUCAGAUCAUCAGCUCAUAGACCAGGGCUUUAGGCCUGCACCGAUUGGGGGAAAAAGAAAGUUCUUGGAAUGGAGCUGGAAGGGGAGGGGAUGUAUGUUUCAGGUUCUGAGGUUCGGUACCAGGUGUGAGAAAGAGGGAUUAGAGGUAGAACGUUAGAGUAUAAAGGGUAGGGUCAGAAAUUAAGCUUUGAAUGUACUUGUUGGAAUGUCUUUCUUUGAGGGUCAGGGUUUCAUCGUUUAGGUUGAGGGGUUAAAAGUUGGGUUUGGAAAGUUGCAGGAUCUUUCAUGCAACUUUACUUUGACCUCCAGAAUAUAAUAAAACAUCAGUGGUGUCUUUGACGAGAUGAAAAUGAGAUGUGUUAGAGGCCGAAAUGCAUUAAGACCAAAUUUUAUACAAGUCCACCAUAUUGAUCCUCCAUGAGCACACGACUGAGGAGUUUGAUGUUAAGAGGACCAGCUCAGUGGAGGUUUGAAUUUUACUCCCACUUUUCCAUUGUUCUCACAAAUUAUUUCAAUUGCGCUGUCAAAAGUCAGGUGUUGAACAUCUGUGUUUGUGUUUCCAACAGAUGGAGACACUUUUGCAAUGGCCUUAUCUCUUGUGUAUUUUCAGACUUGGCUUACUAUGAAAUGAACAGCUCGUCAGAUCUGCCUUCAUCUCACUGCCUUUACAGAGUCAAAAUACAACUAAAUGAGUAUAUUUACAGUCGUAAGUAAGUUUGACACGCUCUCAGUUCUGUCCCAGCUCUACUCUUAAUGUGUUUCGGCCUCAAGAACUGUGAGCCCCACGUAUAAGGAAUUCUUUUCCUUCUUAACAUUGUAGCACUGCUGUGUUUUUGUCUUACUUGCAAGUGUAGAAAUCCAGUAUUAUUGUAGCCAGCUCCUAUGAUGGUCUUACGUUUCGGUGGGUGAGACUGUAGGAGGAACAUUUGUGAGCCUGCCACAGAAAAACCAGGCCGGAGGGUUUGGAGUUUGUAGGUUGGGGAGAAGGAAACUGGAGAGGGGAAGUGAACCGGGCAGAGGAUGGAGUGAUCGUCUAUAAAUGUACUUGAUGCCGCUAGAUUUGAAAUGUUGUAAAGCACUUGUAAGGAGGAAGACCAAGAUGAAAGUCAGCAGUUGUCAUCUUAUUGGAUUCUUGGUUUAGUGCAACAGGGUAAUAGAAACAGUUUGAUAGAAAAUAAGAAUCCCCUUAUUAAAUAAAAAAAAAAAGAUGGGUCAAACUGAGGAGGAUGAACUGCUGACUUUUAGGCUGAAGGUUCAGUAAAGUGUCGUAGGUCCUGGUAGAUGGCGUUAAGAAAUUAAAGGCAAGAAAACAGAGCAGCAAAAGCUCUCUGAUGUAAGUUUAGAACGACUGUUUAUUUAUUGACUUAUUUAUUAUCAUUUGUAACUAUGAGACAUCAGGCGUUUGGUAAAUAAAAGUGGCAUUUAUAAGUAUUUGUGCAAAUCUAAGCCUGUUUGAAUACACUGCACACCUCACUCUAAUGAUACUACCCUGUUAAAGAAAACCCCUUUGCUACUGUCACGUCAUCGUCAGGAUUUAAAAAACUAACUUUCCAAACAUGAAUUACUAAUUUCUACAUAAUACUUGUCUAAUUUUUAAUAACUAUUUGAGCAGCUUUGUUGUUUUGGAAAUGGCAUGUACUGUUUGUUGUAAUUUAUACGUAGAACACGUCGAGUGGGUCUCAUGCAGUGACACAGCCGGAGCCUUCAAAGAGGCGUCGUCAGGUCUCCUAUGCAUCUUUUGAUUUUUCUUUUUUUUUCUUGCCACGGUUAUGACUUAACAUCAUGUAGUAACACACUGUAUCUGUUUGAUUUAUUUUAAUGUGAGAGAAAUAAGUUUGUGUCCGCAAGCACUUUUAUUUUUUGAGUCAAACCACUGUGACAGUCAGUCUUUAGUCAUGAUAACGUUUGAAUAAAACUUACUACUGUAUUCACA
This is a messenger RNA of Hippoglossus stenolepis (Pacific halibut), 2849 nucleotides long. RefSeq names its product cold shock domain containing C2, RNA binding a (gene csdc2a). Gene Ontology annotation, cellular component: cytoplasm. The record is from RefSeq and is a predicted model, not a curated record. NCBI's taxonomy places the organism in Eukaryota, Metazoa, Chordata, Actinopteri, Pleuronectiformes, Pleuronectidae. Gene Ontology annotation, biological process: regulation of mRNA stability. The transcript is spliced from 4 exons. Bases 463 to 936 code for a protein of 157 amino acids. Gene Ontology annotation, molecular function: mRNA 3'-UTR binding.